AUGCAACGUUCACCGCCAAAAUCAAUUUCCAACUACAUUGAAAGAAAUAUUACGCCCAAAACAAACGACAGCAACACUAAAGAAGGUGAUAUUGGUUUCACGCAACGAGCGAAGAGACAGGCUACUUCUCCAUUGUCGCAGGCGAAAACGCAAAAUAUGGUAACAAAAGAUGACAUUAGAGAAAUCGUAGUGGAUGUAAUCCAAAAUGAGCUGGCGUCCAUGGUGUCACAAAUUGGUAGAUCAGUGGUCGAUUCUAUAAAGACAGAACUCAUCUGUAUCAGGAAAGAGAUUGAAGAAGUAAAGGAAUCAAUGUCUUUUAUGAAUGAAAAAUAUGAGUCAGCUAUUAAAGAGUGUCAAGAAAUGACCGGGGAAGUUAAAACAUUGAAGGAAGAAAACAAGGACAUGCAAGGGACAAUACAACUUUUAAAAGUCAAAGUUAAUCUGCUGGAACAAAAUGCGCGCGCUAAUAAUCUGGAGGUACAAUGUGUCCCUGAAACAAAAAACGAAAAUCUAUCAGGUAUAGCUAUGUGCAUCGCAAAAACGGUUGGUUACAAUAUGACAGAAGGGACAAUACAGCAUAUUACUCGUGUGUCAAAACAAGACAAGGCCAGCUACCGACCUAGAUCAAUUAUUAUUCAGAUGUCGUCACUGCAACAACGAGAUCUCUUUCUAGCUGCCGUUAUAAAAUAUAAUAAAGCAAAUCCGAAUAAUAAGUUAAACACCUCUCACAUAGGCAUUACCAAUGAUAAAAAACCAAUUUAUGUUAUGGAACACCUCUCAGUACCAAAUAAAGUUUUACACGCUGCAGCUAGACAAAACGCCAAAGACAAAGAAACAUGGCUGAAUAAUAAUGUCUUUGAUAGUGAAUUGUUCGAUGAUAGGUACGUGGUAUAUCGUAGGGAUAGAAAUAAAACAAAUAGUAAUAAAGGGGAAGGAGGGGGCGUCUUAUUGGCAGUCUCAAAAAAAAUUAACUCUAAUAGACAUGUUCAAUGGGAGAGUAGUUGUGAAGAUUUAUGGGUUACAAUAGAUUUUCCUGUUAAUGUGUCAGUUAAUACAGUAACUUUUUGCAUUGUAUAUCUUCCUCCUCCAGUAACACCAACAUUACUAAAGGCCUUUUUAAGUAAUUGUAACCUGACGCUGGAAAGCAUUCAAGGUGAUGUGUAUAUAAUAGGAGAUUUCAAUCUAGGACAAAUAAAGUGGACUCAAUUUGAAAAUUAUAACAGAAAUGUACCAUCUUUAGAAAGUUCAAUAAUAGAUUUUAUAGCAUUGAACGAUUUGUGUCAAAUUAAUCAUAUUUCUAAUAUUAGUGGUAAUAUACUAGACCUUUUUCUUACCAAUAACCAAAACUGUCAAUUGCUGUGUGCUUCUGAUGUCCUUUCCAAAAUUGAUAUCGUGCACCCUCCCUUCGAAGUACAAAUAAGUUUAUCAUCGCCGAAAUAUUUGCCAGUUAACAAUGAAAUCCCGAGGUACAAUUUCUAUAAAGCAGAUUAUAUAAGCUUAAAUCGAUUUCUUAAGAGUACACCAUGGUCAGAGCUAUUUAGUAAAGUAACAGAUGUGAAUGAAAUGGUAAAACAUCUUUACGAUGUACUUAGAGAAUCAAUUUCGUUGUACGUACCAUUGAGGAACCGGAGAAAAUCCAACUAUCCUCCGUGGUUUAGCACAAAUUUAAUCUCAUUGCUUCGAGAAAAAAACAAUAUUAGGCAUAAGUAUAUGAAGCAUAAAAACCCGCGAGAUGAAAUUUCAUUUAAACUUCUCAGAACUAGAUGCAAAAAGUUAGCAUCAAAAUGCCACAGAGACUAUAUGAAUAGCAUUGAGGAAUCGAUUAAGAAAAACCCAAAGUUAAUGUGGACUAUGAUUAAAGGAAAGCGUAAAGGAAAAAGUAUAUUUCCAGCAAAGAUGCACAAUGGCACUAACACGGCUUCUAAAGGAGCAGAAAUUUGCAAGCAGUUUGCUAGUUUUUUUGCGUCAAUUUAUGAGGACUCAGACGAUGUUGCAAUUACUACAAAUUAUAAAGAAGCAUACAGUAAUAACUUACAUAACAUUUUCAUCAAUUUUGAUGAGAUAACUAACAAAUUAAAAUCUGUGGAUACAAGCAAAGGUCACGGUCCAGACGAAAUUCCAGCACAUUUUGCGAGGAACUGUGCCGAAAGUUUGGCAGAGCCAUUGUACAUCAUUUAUAAUGCCUCACUAAGAUCCGCAGUUUUUCCGGAUAAGUGGAAGUUGGCUAAGGUUGUCCCUAUAUAUAAGGGAGGAGAUAUAUCGUGCGUGAAGAACUAUAGACCAAUUUCUCUUCUAUGUAUAUUUGCUAAGGUAUUGGAAUCUUUAAUAUGCCCUAUUGUUCGAAAUCACUGUAAAAAGUUUUUCACAGAUCAUCAACAUGGCUUUCUAGAAGCACGGUCGACAUGUACAAAUCUUGUUUGCUUUGAAAGUCUUCUGUCAGAGGCUUUAGACUCUCGAAAGCAAGUUGAUGUAAUAUAUACAGACUUUUGUAAAGCAUUUGACAAGGUUUGCCAUAAAGUGCUUAUAAACAAAUUGCAAUCGUUUGGAAUAGCUGGAUCUUUAUUAAAUUGGAUGUCAUCAUAUCUUUUCAAAAGAAGGUUUUAUGUGGUAGUUAAUGGAUAUAGUUCAAAUGUUUAUAAUAUAUUAUCAGGUGUUCCUCAGGGGUCACAUCUCGGACCAAUUCUGUUUAAUAUAUUCAUUAAUGAUUUGCCUAACUGUUUAAAAUAUGCAUCACAUUUCCUCUAUGCUGACGAUCUUAAAUUGGGACUUAUUGUAAAGUCGGAUGAUGAUUCUCUGAAGAUGCAAGAUGACCUUAACAGCCUUGUUAAUUGGUGUAGGAUAAAUGGAAUGGAACUUAAUGCUUCAAAAUGCCGGCAAGUCCAUUUUACACGUAAAACUGCAUUUAUAUCGACACAAUAUCAUAUACACAAUGUCGCGCUAAAGAGAUCAGAAGUAGUCAAAGAUUUAGGAAUAAUUUUUGAUCAAAAGUUGACGUUCAUUCCGCAACUGGAUAAUGUAGUACAAAAGGCAUCACGGAUGCUUGGAUUCGUCAUCAGAAAUGGCAAAGUAUUCAAAGAUACACACACUAAAAUUAUUUUAUAUAACUCGUUGGUACGAAGCAUUUUGGAAUAUGGCAUUGUCGUAUGGCGACCACAUUAUGCAACUCAUACUUUACGUCUAGAAAGAAUACAAAAAAGGUUUAUGAGACACUUGUCGUAUUCAAAAGGUAUUGCCAAGAGUCUCAAAAGUUACGAGGAAAGACUCAAACAUUUUAAAAUGACAUCAUUGGAAAAGAGACGGGACUUACUCGAUUUAUUAUUCUUACAUAAAAUACUAACGGGUAAAAUAAACUGUCCCCCAUUACUUUCUCUUUUUAAAUUCAAAGUGCCACGAAAAGUGCCUCGAAAACCCAUAACACCGCUAUGUCCGCCUUUUAGAUCCACAGUUUUUGGUGCCAAAUCCGCUGUCCCUCGUCUAUCCCGAAUCCUGAACCGCUAUAGUAAUCAAAUAGAUAUCUUUUUAGACUCGCCUAGUAAAAUAAGGAAUAUUGUUAUUAAUCAGGAUCUGGCGGCACGCAACUGCCUCGUCGGCGAGAACCACCUGGUGAAAGUGGCGGACUUCGGUCUCGCUCGUCUGAUGCGCGACGAUACCUACACCGCGCACGCGGGCGCCAAGUUCCCGAUCAAGUGGACCGCGCCCGAGGGACUGGCGUACAACACCUUCAGCACCAAGUCCGACGUGUGGGCGUUCGGGAUAUUGUUAUGGGAGAUUGCCACGUACGGCAUGUCGCCGUACCCGGGUGUCGACCUCGCUGACGUGUACCACAUGCUCGAGAAGCAGUGCGAUGCAUCGGUACACAGAUGCUUCUUGCAAAGGGUGCACUGUGGUCUGAUCACCGCUAUACGGGAGAAUAUCUCCGACGCUGACAGUUCCUUGCUCAACUUACUGCACAUGGAGUAUGAAACGGUCUUCUUAGAGAAAUCCUUGGCUGGAACGCAUGUGCGCGCUCGGACCGGACCGAUCUCUUGA
Molecule: messenger RNA, 4029 nt
Organism: Diatraea saccharalis (sugarcane borer)
Lineage: Eukaryota; Metazoa; Arthropoda; Insecta; Lepidoptera; Crambidae
Source: the annotation of a GenBank genome assembly